Molecule: messenger RNA, 1341 nt
Organism: Lizanozyma spartinae
Lineage: Eukaryota; Fungi; Ascomycota; Pichiomycetes; Serinales; Debaryomycetaceae
Gene: PGA4
Product: 1,3-beta-glucanosyltransferase
Exons: 1
Coding region: 1-1341 (446 amino acids)
Biological process (GO): fungal-type cell wall (1->3)-beta-D-glucan biosynthetic process
Cellular component (GO): cytoplasm; fungal-type cell wall
Molecular function (GO): 1,3-beta-glucanosyltransferase activity
Source: RefSeq, a predicted model, not a curated record
AUGUCCGUCACCUUAGCUCUUGAUCCUGUCACGGUCAAGGGUAAUGCGUUCUUUGUGGGUGACACUCGUUUCUAUAUUAAAGGUGUAGCUUACCAACCAGGUGGCUCAUCUGAUUUAAGCGACCCCUUAUCUGAUCCUGAAAUCUGCAAAAGAGAUAUCACCUAUUUCAAGGAGUUGGGAAUCAACACCAUUAGAGUUUAUUCUGUCGAUAAUACCGCUGAUCAUGAUGAAUGUAUGGCAGCCUUAGCUGAUGCUGGGAUUUAUCUUUUAUUGGAUGUUAAUAUUCCAGAUGCUUCUAUCAGUAGAUCAGAUCCAGAAUGUUCUUAUAACGGGAUGUACUUGGAACAAGUGUUUGCUACAGUGAAGAUGUUUGCUGAAUACGAUAAUGUAUUGGGAUUCUUUGCUGCCAAUGAAGUUAUCAACACAGCUGGUACUUCUAACACUGCACCUUAUGUUAAAGCCGUGGUUAGAGAUAUGAAGAACUUUUUAUACCAAAGAGGGUUAAGACAAAUCCCCGUGGGCUAUUCCGCUGCUGACAUCGAUGAAAUCAGAUUGGACACCGCCAACUUCUUCAACUGUGGCAAUGAUUCGAUGGCCAGAGUCGAUAUGUUUGGAUUCAACGAUUACUCCUGGUGUGGCCGGGCUUCCUCCUUCACCAUUUCCGGUUACGAUAAAAAGGUUGAAGAAUUCGGUAACUAUUCCAUUCCUUUAUUCUUUUCUGAAUUCGGUUGUAACACCCAAAGACCAAGAUUAUGGAACGAAGUAGAGUCUCUUUAUUCAACGGAUAUGAGUGCUGUGUUCUCUGGUGGUCUUGCGUACGAAUACUCGGAAGAAAAGAACAACUAUGGUUUGGUCGAACUUAGUGGUGAUAGUGUUGAAUUGUUGGAGGAUUUCACCAAUUUGGCUGCCAAGUUCAACUCCACUGCCGAUCCUCUGGGUGACGGUGGAUACAAACAAAAUGGUGUUUAUUCUACUUGUCCUGAACUUGGAGCAGAUUGGAACUCAACUAAUGUGAUUCCUGAUACUCCACAAUAUGGUGAAAUGAUGAUCUAUGGGGAAAUUGAACCUCAAGGUGGUGGUUAUAAUGCCAGUACUCAAUGGGCUUGUACUAUGAAUCAAUUCCUUGUUUCACAAGCUUCUUCUCUGUUACUGAAGGCCUCUUCUCGUACUUCUGCAUCAUCCAAGUCUUGGGUUGAAACCACUUCUGCCGGUUCCUCAUCUUCUGGCUCCUCUUCAAGUUCAUCCUCCUCUUCAAAGAAGAACGAUGCUGUUGGUGCCUUUACUUAUCCAACUAUCAUGACUGUUAUCGUCAGUGCAUUGGUGAAUUACUUCGUAUUAUAA